Molecule: messenger RNA, 797 nt
Organism: Paralichthys olivaceus (Japanese flounder)
Lineage: Eukaryota; Metazoa; Chordata; Actinopteri; Pleuronectiformes; Paralichthyidae
Source: RefSeq, a predicted model, not a curated record
CCAAAAAAAACCCAAAACAGGAAGAACGGGGAGAGACUGGAAACUCUCUGUUGACUCUGCCACGGUGGAAGGAGUAUGGACUGACUGCACGUGUCCCCCUGCAUCGUCCAAGCGCAUGUGUGUGUCUGAGUCUUAAAUGCGUCCGGCUGAAGGGAAGUCAUGUCAGCGAUACACACCUGGGCCUGUCUCCUCCUCUGGAUCUCCUUCGCCACGCAGGACAAAACCCCAGAUGCGACCGUGACCUGCCUUGUUUCGGAGGACUGCGUGCUGCCCUGCAGCUUCCAGCCGGGCAGCCAGGAGACCGUGGAGUGGUUCAGACAGGACGUGCUGGUGUACAAGUACAAGCGGGAAGACGACGGAGACAAUGAUGAUGAUGAUGAUGAUGACGACGACGAUGAUGACGAUGGCGACAGCAAGAGCAGCAGCGAGGAGCACUUUGACGACAAGCAGUCCUCCGGGCAUGCAUCAGUGUUCCAGCACCUGAUUUCCCACGGAAACGCCACCCUGAUCCUCAGGAGUGGUGACCUGAAGGACAGAGGCACGUACAGGUGUCACGUGCACACAUCGAAUGGGGAACACGACGCCAAAGUUAUCCUGAAGAUGGAAGGUGAGUUUAAAAAAGAUUCACUUCAACAACAUGAAAUCAACUCUACGGGUCACGCUAACUUUUUGUGACCUGUGCUACAUGGACAGUAAAUAAAGAUGGACGACGCGUCUCCACUUCCUAAAAAGUGAAGCCAAAAUAGCCCAGAAGCAAGUAACUGUGUGUACUAUUUACUACAUAUUGUGUACUGUGU